AUGGUUCAUCGGUUUGCACCCAGCCGAUGUUCGCCGGUGGCAAUGUGUGUGCUGACUGUCCUGGCAUGGAAUUGGUCCUCAGCCAUGGCGGGUCGGAGUUGCAGUGACACACGACAGGUGUAUGGAGAGAAGGGGUUUAGCCUGGGCACUGCCCCGCUGACACAGAUCUCGGGCGAGCACCUGAAGCUGUGUCCCCAGGACUACACCUGCUGCUCCAGUCUGAUGGAGGAGACGCUGGGGCAGCAGAGUGAGACUGACUUCCUGUCCGCCGUCGAGGACAGCAGCCAGUUCAUCGUCACCUCUCUCAUUCAGCGCCAUCGCAAGUUUGACGAUUUUUUCAGAGAGCUCACUGAUGUCGCAGAAAAGUCCAUGAACCAGAUGUUUACCACAACAUACGGUCGCCUCUACCAUCAAAACUCGCACAUCUUCCAGAACUUGUUUGCUGAGCUUCGUCGCUACUACUCCGGGGGCACUGUGAGCCUGGGCGAGGUCCUGGCAGACUUCUGGUCUCGUCUGUUGGAGCGGGUCUUCACCCUGAUCAACCCCCAGUACCAGCUGAGCGAAGACUACCUGGAGUGUGUCAGCAAGCAUGGCGAGCAGCUCCAGCCCUUUGGAGACGUGCCCCGCAAGCUUCACAUACAGGUGUCCAGGGCUUUUAUAGCUGCCAGAGCUCUUGUCCAAGGCCUCGCCACUGGGCGUGAUAUUGUGAACAAAGCAAUAAAGAUGAAUGUUGGAUCGGAGUGUGUCCGUGCCUUGAUGCGGCAGUGGUACUGCCCACUGUGCCGUGCCAUACCCACUGUGAAGCCUUGCCACUCCCUGUGCCUUAACGUGAUGAAGGGCUGCCUGGCCAAUCAAGCCGACUUGGACGUAGAAUGGAACAGUUUCAUUGAUGCGAUGGUGGCAGUGGCUGACAAGCUUGGGGGUCCCUUUAACAUGGAGCUGGCGGCAGACUCCAUUGCUGUCAAGGUGUCCGAGGGCAUCAUGAAUCUGCAAGACAACAGUGUCACCAUAUCCACCAAGGUAUUCCAGGGAUGUGGCAACCCACGACCAAAACCCAGCAGGACCAAACGCUCCCCCAGUAAGGAGCCACAAGCCAACCGGAAGCCGUUCAGGAAUUACAGCCCCGAGGAGAAACCCACCACGGCAGCAGGCACCAACCUGGACCGCUUGGUGUCGGAUCUGAAAGAGCGCCUGCGUCCCAUGAAGGGUUUCUGGGUGUCUUUGCCACACACCAUUUGCAAUGAUGACAAGAUAGCUGCAGAUGUCACCAAUGAGGACCGCUGCUGGAAUGGACAGGCUCGUGGACGAUACUUGCCAGAGGUGAUGGGUGAUGGGCUGGUGAGUCAGAUCAACAACCCUGAGGUGGAGCUGGACAUCGCGCGGCCUGACGUCAGAACCAGGCAGCUGAUCAUGGAGCUGAGGGUGGCCACCAACCGCCUCAGGCACGCCCAGGCAGGGCAGGACACAGACUUCAUGGACAUCGAGGGAGAGGAUAGCAGUGGCUCGGGCGGCGGUGACUCAGGCGAGAGGUUCAGCGAUGAUUGGCCCGGCUACGGCCCGUACUCCCCACCCUACAGCAAGCCUGCGCGCAACCCCAGCGGUCCCAGCCGGCCCUCCCGCCCUCGUGAUCGGGACCGCGAGCGUGACCGUGAGCGGAGCGGCACAAAGUGGAGCCGAGCCAACCAGGGCCGAGGGACGUCAGCCGCCACACCUUUAUUCCUCUCAGCAUCUCAUGCCCCCCUUGUCUGGGUGACGCUGGUGCUCUCUCUCGCCACCAUGUGGAGGUAACCUGUCAUGGCUGUCUUGGACUCAGUUCAGAUUUGACCUCUGCCCUCUGGCAGUUAGAAAAAAAAGAGUUGUUUGUGCCUCUGCCUUUCUAAAAGUACACAAAUCCAGUACAUAAUGUGAAAUGCUUCAUUGAAUCUUCAGCUUGUCGUCUAUAAAUAUGAUCAACAAGCUUUUAAAUCAAAGCAAUUCCGCUAAUAUUUCCCAAGACCGACCAUGAAAUAACAUGAAAAUGUGACCAUCAAGAGGUGAAAUAAUCCCUUUACUGUGAAGGAUGUCUUAAGAAAACUGUUUUGGCAGUAAAUGAGUAUUUCAAGUACAGUCUGUGCUCAAAUACAAGUGAGUGUUUCCAAUAGCAGCAAUUGUUAUAGCUGUUUUCACGUGAGUCAGAAUAUCAUAAUGUGCACAUGUGUGAGUGACUCACUCCACACAUCUUAAACACUGAUACUUCAUAAUCAAUCAGCAAGACGAGCAAUAACAUUUUACUGUAUUUUUUUCCACCUUGAUGGAGAAUCAGGAAGCACAACUAAUCAACCAGCCAACCACACUAUGCUGUCUUAUUCAUGAAGUCUAUGCAGUUUGCAAAAAUAAUGCGCUACAUAGGAUCUUUUUGUAAAUGUCAUAAUCAAUGGGUUGGACUUGUAUUGUCCUUUCUAAGCACCUUUCCUCUAAAGUGAAUGAGUAACGCACAGUAAUGCCAUUGUAGUCGACCUUUUUUGGUGAUGAUAUCAAAAUGUGACCGAAUACCACACGUUUAUCUUAUUAUUGCAGAUAGUGCUACCAUCCGUGACUGCAAAAGUUCAACAUUUGAAUAAUGUCUGUUCACCAUGCUGAUGACAGAAGAUAUCUGGCCUAGCAUUUUCACAUUUUUACAAUACAUUUUAAAUGCACACUUAGUAAAACAUGGAUAAAACGCAUUUCGAAACACAUUUAGGUUGUUUUUAUUCAGUGCUGUACACCAACAUCACAUUUUCUUUUUUGUUGCCGUUGUUUUUUAGUGAUGAUUAUAAUUUGAUUAAGUGAUUUCACCCCUGUACACACGUCACGUCCCUCAGCAGAACUGAAAGACUUUGACCAAUCUCAGAAAUGCCCUCUUGCAGGGAACAUGCAUUUCGUUCUCAGUUUUAUUGUUGUAGAUAUGUAUGUUGUAUGUUUGCUAAUAUGUUAUGUUUAUCUUUUUAUGCCUUCGUAUUUAUAUGCCUUGUUAUUUAUUUCUAUUUAUUUUUGAACAUUACCUUUUGCAGAGUUUUCUGCUGAAUGUCUAAACCAGAGGAGUGUGUGUGUUUUAAUUCUGUUUCUGUUUGUGGAGUGCCAUUUUAGCUCCGAAGGCAGGAUUGUUAAUAGCUGCUAACUGGGUGAAAAGGCCGAGAUGUUGAAUGGCUGUAUUGUCAAGAAUGUCGAGCGAACACCCAGAGAGGGAAAAAAGACAAGACAUGACAAGCUUGAGUGAAUUGCAGCCAGUGUGAACCGUCCGUGACCUUGUAAAAACACACAAGCUGCUUGGGAAAGCCUGUGAUGAAAAGCACAUUGGAUGAAAAAAAAAAGGAUAGCGAGAGAAAGUCUGUGUGUGUGAGAGAGAAAGUGUGUAUAUAUGUGGUAAAGAGAGAGUGAGAUGGAGAGGAGGUUAGGGACACAGAGAGACAAAAAUGCAUUUGCAAAAAAGAAAACGGAGUAGAGGUGUUCAGGGACAACACAUGGAUUGUGAGUGAGAGAUUGAAAUCCAAUUGGAUGUGGUACAAAUUCAGAAAAAAAUGGAUGGAAGGAACAGCUUCCUGCUUUAUUUUUCUUUAAAAGCCCUGAAUGUUGAACACACCUUAUGUAAACUGAUUCAUUUGUUUUGUCAUGGAACAUGACAGAAGUGUGCGUGUGUCGUGUGUGCGUGCGUGCAUGUAGACACACAUCAUUCUCAUUAAAUGUAUUAGGUGGUACUGUGAUAAUUAUCAAACCAAUCCUUGAGACAGGUAGAUUAUAGUUCUACUUGCAUAUGACAAUAUCAUACAACAAAAUCCUUAAGGUGUUACACUAGUGUGAUGUACAGUAGAUUGUGCUGGUUCUUUUUUUCAUCACAUUCAGUAUUUCAUUAUGUCAUAUCAGGGUGAGCACAAGUUGAAAAGACUUUGGUGAAAUCAAAAUAACCUUUGUAUGAACCCCAUGUUACAAUCACCUUUUCAAUAUAGUUAGGUUACUGUACGCUAAUGGCACAAAAUGUUGACCUUUUUCUAUGAAUGUUCCACUGUGAAAUGUGUUUUUUUGUAACUCUUUUAUUUUUAAAUGUCAAGAACACAUUGUGUACGUGAAACCAAUGAAUAAAACGAUUGUUUCUUUAA
Engraulis encrasicolus (European anchovy) is the source of this 4112-nucleotide messenger RNA. It is a transcript of the gene gpc2, whose product is annotated as glypican 2. The transcript is spliced from 11 exons. NCBI's taxonomy places the organism in Eukaryota, Metazoa, Chordata, Actinopteri, Clupeiformes, Engraulidae. The record is from RefSeq and is a predicted model, not a curated record. Gene Ontology annotation, biological process: regulation of protein localization to membrane; regulation of signal transduction; smoothened signaling pathway. The coding region runs from base 1 to 1788 and encodes 595 amino acids. Gene Ontology annotation, cellular component: plasma membrane; synapse; cell surface.